CUCUUGUCUCCCUGGUUCUGCUUCCUGUUGGUACCGAGCCGCUCUGGACUUUGAACCUUCAUCUGAGUCAGACUUUAAAAUGUCAUCAUCUGGGCAUAAAGAAAGUCUCUCUCCCUUCAUGGCUCAGUUUCCCAUCGCUCCCAUUGUGCUGCUGCUGUUCGGACUGGUCGGCAUCCUGCUGCUCACCAUCCCCUCCCAGGACGUCCAGGACCCGCCGGGCUUCAUGUAUGGGAUUGUCCUGGAUGCCGGUUCUUCCCACACCUCUUUGUAUAUCUAUAAGUGGCUUGCAGAUAAGCAAAAUGGCACCGGCGUGGUCACCCAGCACAGCGAAUGCUCUGUGGACGGUGGGGGCAUUUCCAGCUACGCUGGCCGAGUCGGAGCGGCGGGCCGAAGCUUACGGGCGUGUCUGAACCGGGCCGUUCAAGAGAUUCCCAAAGAGAAACACCCGAACACACCUGUGUACCUGGGAGCCACGGCCGGCAUGAGGCUGUUAAGGAUGUCCAGUCCGCAGCAGUCGGAUCAGGUUCUGGCCGAAGUGGGCGGUGAGAUCCAGUCGUUUCCGUUCAGCUACAGAGGAGCGGUGAUCCUGAGCGGACAGGAGGAGGGCGCCUACGGCUGGGUCACCGUCAACUACCUGCUGGAAAACUUCAUCAAGUUCGGGUUUGUGGGCCGCUGGUUCAGCUCUGGCAGAGCCACCGUGGGGGCGCUGGACUUCGGCGGCGCGUCGACGCAGAUCACGUUCGCUACUCAGGAGAAGGUGGAGGACGAAGCAAACAGGAAGGAGCUGCGUCUCUACGGCCAUGACUACGCGCUGUACACUCACAGCUUCCUGUGCUACGGCCAGGAUCAGCUUUUAAAGAAACUGCUGGCUCAAAUCGUGAAGUCUCAGGGUUACACUCCGGAGGUCAGUCAUCCCUGUUAUCCUGCAAACUUUACCAGGUCGCUGAAAAUGGCAGAUAUCUUCGACUCGCCGUGCACCGUGCAGUACAAACCUGACUCCUACAACCCUCAGAGGAGCGUGACGCUGCUUGGCGGCGGACAUUACGAGAACUGCUUGGGCAACGUGUCCAAACUCUUCUCCUAUGAUGGCUGCCCCUUCUCGCGGUGCUCGUUUGACAAAGUCUUCCAACCAAAAGUCACCGGCGACUUCAUGGCGUUUUCUGCUUUUUACUUCAUUCACUCAUUCCUGCAGAAGGUCACAGGGGUCAAGAUCAGUACGCCGCCGCAGCUGGAGGACGCCGCCAAGACGGUGUGCAGCAUGAACUACAGCCAGCUGCAGAUAAUGUCGGUGGGAGAAAAACCUGAUCGUGAGAAGGAUUACUGCGCCAGCUCUGUGUUCCUGAAAGCUCUGUUGCUGAGAGGAUACGGCUUUGACGACGCGUCGUUCCCUCACAUUUCCUUUAAGAAUACAGCGGGCGACGCGACGGUGGGCUGGGCUCUGGGCUACAUGCUGGUGCUGAGCAAUUUGCUGCCUGCAGAAAGCGCCGGGGUGAGGAAAACUCUCACCGUCGGAGCCUGGGGGAUGCUCCUCUUCCUCUUCAUCGCCCUCAUCAUCAUCUGCGUCUUUCUGCUGUUUCGAGCGCGAAGCAAGAGGAAGAAAGGAGGUGAUGAAAACGCCAUCUAGAUACAACAUCACGCCUCCACAGCUGUGAAGAAAAGAAACAAACAGGACUUUUGGUUUUUGUUGUUAUUGUUUCUUCCAGUAACUUCAGUGUAUAUCUGCUUCCCCAUCACCUGCAGGACUGGCAUUUGUUUGAAGUGUUUGGUUUUUUUAAUAUUAGAUUCAUAGUACAACAUAAUCUUUCAGUGACACCAGACGGCCAAAACGUUUGAAUUUAAUAUGGCUGUAAUUUAAUAUGGCUGUUUUGCUCUGGUUUAUAAAGCUACACUGUCCAAAAGGAACAGCAGUAUUUUGGGUUAUAAAUGGGUUUUAAAUAAUAAAAAGGGGGGAAUUUAAAAAAAAUGUUUUAACAUAUUUUCAACAUGUUAAUCACACAAUUAUAAAUAUUAGUCUAAAAUUAAAUAUGUAAUUAGAAAAACAAAAAAUUUGAUUACACACUAAGAACUUUGUUAGUAAACAGAAUAUUUUGUUCCAAAUUAAAUAUGUAGUUUGAAGCUAGAUAUAUAACUAGAAAACUAUAUAUUUAAUUAGCAGGCUAAGUAUUUAGCUUUAAACUAAAUAUUAAUUAGCUAAGUUUAUGUGUAGCUUUUUUGAUUUCACAGUUAAAUCAAAUAGUGUCCAAACAGGAUGGCAGAAUGUAUGCUGAAUAAAAAUGUUGUUUGUCACCAUUACUGUAGAUCCUGACUGGGGUUCCUUAAAUGUUUAGUCUGCAAAUAGAUUACAGAAUGUAUAUCAUGAAUGAUUGUUAGUGAUUUAUUUAUGGUAUAUUGAACUAUGGACGUUGAACCUGGAGCAGUGAAGCUGCAGAUGUCAAACUUAUUCAGCCUUGUUUCAAUGAUCAUUUGUAUUAGAUGUAAAUUUAUUCAAUAAUUAACCAAAGUUUUUUUGUUGUUGUUGUUUUUUUUUACAUUUAUUGUAACUCUUUUGUGGCUCUAUUUUUAGAAAACCCUGUUUCAAAACACAUUUUUGGCGUUUUGUUAGCCAAAAAUGACCCUCACAAUAUGGCGGGUGUCUUGACGUAUAGUUGUUACAGGGGAGUGAACAGCAGCUUCCUGUUAGCCUUCAGAAUAAAAGCCAAGUGAAAAAGAUAAA
Messenger RNA from Poeciliopsis prolifica (blackstripe livebearer), 2713 nucleotides. RefSeq names its product ectonucleoside triphosphate diphosphohydrolase 2b (gene entpd2b). The coding region runs from base 80 to 1624 and encodes 514 amino acids. The transcript is spliced from 9 exons. Gene Ontology annotation, biological process: nucleoside diphosphate catabolic process. Gene Ontology annotation, molecular function: GDP phosphatase activity; UDP phosphatase activity. NCBI's taxonomy places the organism in Eukaryota, Metazoa, Chordata, Actinopteri, Cyprinodontiformes, Poeciliidae. Gene Ontology annotation, cellular component: plasma membrane. The record is from RefSeq and is a predicted model, not a curated record.